CGCACCAAGAUUUAGAAAGUGACGUUAUCUCCCACAUCUCUUUUCUUCUCACCCAAGUUGAAGAAGAUUAAAUAAAAAUCAUCUCCCAAACUUGAAGAAGAUUGAACAUUUGAUUUGAUAAUGAGUCAAACACAUAUAAAUAUUGUGGUGUUAUAUAAUGGAUCGUGGGAACAAGUUUUGAACGAAGGUUGGUCAUUUAGUGCUAAACAAAGCAAGGGUAUGAAGGUGCCAAAGACUAUCACUUACAAUAGUCUUGUUGAUCAAUUGUAUACUUUAAUCGGAGCUGACAAGUCUUGUAUUGAUCUUGACUUAAAUGUAAUCUAUCAUUUUGGAAGUAAAGGUAUCCCUCCAUCUUUAAUUAGUAAUGAUGAAGAUGUUGCUUUUUUUCUUGAUGAGAUAGGAACAUCUAUCAAUCAUCGGACACCCCUAUGUGUGUCUACUAUAGAGAAGAGAAGUAAUGAUCCUUUGGUUACUAAAACACGUGAGUUGUAUACUAUUCCUCCAGUUGAAACCAAAGUGAAUGAUGAUUUUUGCAUUGAUGGCAAUGAAGACAGUUGUGAUGAUGAUAAUAAUGAUGCAGAUGGCAAUGAAGACAGUUGUGAUGGUGAUAAUAAUGAUGCAGAUGGCAAUGAAGACAGUUGUGAUGAUGAUAAUAAUGAUGCAUUAAGCUCAGAUGAUAAUGAAAAUAUUGAUAGGUCUACCUGCAAUGAUGUACUUGUGAAGCAUAAUUUACAACAGUCAACCUCCAAUGAAGUAUUGAAGAGCCAUGAUUUCUCAAAUAAUAUAGGUCGUAAAAAAAACUUUGAGUUUAAAGUAAAGAAGUCUGCGAAAAAUAUAUGGUGUACAGUAUGUGUUGAUGAUAAAUGCAAAUGGAGGUUGAGGGCUACAAAAUUGGUUAAUUCCAAUAUGUUCGAGGUUCGUAAAUUUUUCGGUGAACACACAUGUUCAUUGGAUGUUCGACAUAAAGAUCACCGUCAGGCAUCCCCAUGGCUUAUUGGACAUGUCAUAAGGAGAAAAUUUGAGGGUGAUGAUGUUAAUUACAAGCCAAGGUCAAUUGUAAAAGAUAUGAGUUUAUCAUAUGGAGUUCAUAUGAGCUAUGCUAAAGCUUGGAGGUGUCGAGAGCAUGCAUUGGCUUACAUAAGAGGUACACCAGAAUCAUCAUUUCAGAAACUUCCCUCAUUUCUAUACAUGAUGGAGCAAAAAAAUCCUGGAACUGUUACUCAUUUGCAGAUGGACAAUGAAGGUAGGUUCAAAUAUUGCUUCAUGGCCUUAGGUGUUUCUAUAAUGGGGUUUAAAACAUAUAUUCGCCCAGUUAUAUGUGUAGAUGGAACCUUCUUGACUACUCGGUGUGGUGGUACUUUGUUAUGUGCCAUGGGACAAGAUGCUAACAAGCAAAUAUAUCCAAUUGCAUUUUCAGUAGUUGAUUCAGAGAAUAAUGACUCAUGGUUGUAUUUUCUACUGAGGUUGAAGGAAGCGAUUGGUGAAGUGGAGAAUCUAGUAUUCGUGUCUGAUAGACAUACUAGUAUAGCAAGUGCCUUGACUAAAAAUUUUCCUGAGGCACACCACGGUGCUUGUAUACAUCAUGUUAGCAUGAAUAUCCGUGCGAAGUUCAAAACUGACCAUUGCCAUGAAGAAUUCUUCCUUACAGCGAAAGCUUAUAGAAAGCGAGAGUUUUUACGCCAUUUUGAGAAGAUCAAAUUCAAAGAUCUUGCAAUUGCUCAAUACUUAGAGAAUCAAGUGGGUUUUGAAAAGUGGGCUCGUUCUUUCUUUCCUGGUCAUCGAUAUAAUUUAAUGACUACAGGUAUUGCCGAAAGCUGGAACAAUGUCAUUGCUGAGGCACGUGGGUGGCCAAUUACUUGUCUCAUGGAAUUUAUGAGGCACACUUUACAAAAAUGGUUUUUCAAGCGUCGAACUGCAACAUCAGCGACUACAAGUCCUCUUGCCACAGAAGUGGAAGCUGAUUUGCGAAAGUUAGCAGACAAGUCCACUACCUCGUUCUCUUUUCCGUCUAGUCAGUAUGAAAUAACAGUAUUGGAUGGUGAUCUUGAUGGAGAUGUCGACCUGAGGAGGAAAACAUGUAGUUGUAGAAGAUUUGAUUUGACAGGUCUUCCUUGUGAACACACUCUAGCUGGUGCUCGAGAUCGUGGCAUUAGUCCAUAUAGUUUAUGCUCCAGAUUCUACACAGUUGAAGCGUGGUUGUCAUCCUAUGGUGGAUCUGUAUAUACGCUGGGUAAUGAAGAAUCUUGGGUGAUACCAAAUGACAUAGGAAGUAUGAUGAUAGCUCCUCCUUUAAUGAAGCAGAAGGCUGGUCGUCCAAAGAAGAAACGACGUUUAUCAAAGGGUGAGAAGAAUAGCAAACAACAUAGAUGUAGUAGAUGUGGUGUCCUGGGCCACAAUCGAGUGACGUGCACCACUGUUUGUCCCCCGCCGUCUAGACAUUCUUAG
Molecule: messenger RNA, 2445 nt
Organism: Humulus lupulus (European hop)
Lineage: Eukaryota; Viridiplantae; Streptophyta; Magnoliopsida; Rosales; Cannabaceae
Exons: 3
Coding region: 121-2445 (774 amino acids)
Molecular function (GO): zinc ion binding
Source: RefSeq, a predicted model, not a curated record